UAUCAGGACUUCCUGUUAUUGGACGCUUUGAUUGCGUACUACGGGAGAGAGAGGAAACAUGAUCGCGAGCGCAUGUUAAUUUCUCUAUUAAUCCCUCAAAAUAACAACUUUUUAUAUUUCGUGCGUCCCGUAGUUUCGGUGUGAGUCUAAACCAGUCGGUAGGUAUGCCACUGUCGGAUCGCUCGAGCUCUGACGGCACCGGGGAGCCUCGGAGUCCUCGGGCCCGGAGACCCCGGACUCGUUCCCGCAGCCGCAAUCGCAGCGACAGCCGCGAGCGGAGCCUUUCUCCGGAUAGCUUUGGGCCCAAACUCCCGAAGCCGCGCAACAGGGAGAGGGAACGCGAGGAGCGGGAGCGCCGAUUCAGAGAGGCGAAAAACCUCAGACGGAUCCGCAUAGGAAGCCCCCACCGUAGCCGGUCCCGGUCCCGGUCCCGGUCCAGGGAGCGUCAUAACAAUACCAACAACAGCCACAGUCAAAACCACAACCACUGGUCCGAGCAGCGGGACGCUCCUGGAAAACACGGAAGCUUCAAAGAUGAAUACUACUACGAGCAGCAGAGGGACGAUGCUCAGAGACAGAGACAGGAGGCUUUUAUUGCCAGGCGUCUGCAAGAGCGGGAGAGGAUCGGUGAGUUAGGUUGUCCUGAAGUUUGGGGAUAUUCACCAAGAGUGAAAGAGCCAGACUCUGAUGAAUUCACACCAGUUGAAGAAGACGAGAAAAACAGCAGUUCAGAAUCGAGCUCAGAAGAAGAGAAGAAGAAGAAAAAGAAGAAGAAGAAAUCCAAGAAAAGAAAGAACAAAAAGCAUUCAGAGGACAGCGAGCUGGAAUCAGAUUCAGAUGAAGAAGAAAUAAAGAAGAAGAAAAAGAAAAAGAAAAGCAAAAAGUCUAAGAAGUCCAAGAAGAAGAAGGCCAAGGCGAAGAAGAGCCGUAAGGAGUCCAGCAACUCCAGCAGCGAAGAGUCCGAGGAGGAAGAGGAGGAGGAUCCCAAUGGGGUGAUGUGGGUGGAGAAAACCUGCAUAGACGAACACGUGGUCGGGCCCGAAGCUCCGCUCACCCAAAUGUCCCAGGACGACAGACCUUUGGACUUUGGUCAUGCGCUGUUGCCAGGUGAAGGUGCUGCGAUGGCAGAGUACGUAAAAGCAGGCAAACGUAUCCCUAGAAGAGGAGAGAUUGGACUCACCAGCGACGAGAUCGCAAACUUUGAGAAGUCUGGCUACGUGAUGAGCGGCAGCAGACAUCGUCGUAUGGAGGCUGUGCGUCUGAGAAAGGAAAACCAGAUCUACAGUGCCGACGAAAAGAGAGCUCUGGCAUCCUUCAACCAGGAGGAGAGGAGGAAGAGAGAGAGCAAGAUCCUGUCCAGCUUCAGGGAGAUGGUGUACAGGAAAACCAAAGGCAAGGAGGAGAAGUGAACAUAACCACAUCAGUUUUGAAGGAAUGUGCAGUGUUGAGAGGAUUUAAAUUGUAAAGAAGCGUCUGAAAAGUAUUCAUUUGUAUUAUAUUCUCCAUCCUAUUUACUCACUGGAACUAGUCUUUCCUUUCAAUUGUUUAAUUAAUUUUGUCGUAAAUUUUUGCAAAUAAUCCUGAUCAGAACCGUAAAUAAAUUUUCAUUAAGUCA
Messenger RNA from Siniperca chuatsi (mandarin fish), 1615 nucleotides. It is a transcript of the gene nkap, whose product is annotated as NFKB activating protein. Gene Ontology annotation, molecular function: chromatin binding. The record is from RefSeq and is a predicted model, not a curated record. Lineage: Eukaryota; Metazoa; Chordata; Actinopteri; Centrarchiformes; Sinipercidae. The transcript has 8 exons. Bases 165 to 1409 code for a protein of 414 amino acids. Gene Ontology annotation, cellular component: nucleus. Gene Ontology annotation, biological process: regulation of gene expression.